Molecule: messenger RNA, 1044 nt
Organism: Quercus lobata
Lineage: Eukaryota; Viridiplantae; Streptophyta; Magnoliopsida; Fagales; Fagaceae
Product: splicing factor YJU2-like
Exons: 3
Coding region: 121-810 (229 amino acids)
Biological process (GO): mRNA splicing, via spliceosome
Cellular component (GO): U2-type catalytic step 1 spliceosome
Source: RefSeq, a predicted model, not a curated record
UUAUAUAUGUGAGGGAAAAGAAAAGAAGAGAUCACAAUUCACAUUGGCAUCAGCCCCUGAAAGAGAAACCGAAACCCUAAACCCCAAACUUUGGCUUGCGCCAUAUAGAGUGGUGUGAGAAUGGGAGAGAUAUACAUCCAUCGGAGAUUUAUACCACCGAUUGACGACCCCAUAUUUUCGACUUCGAGGAGUGCAACACUAUUUGGGACGCCUUACAAGAAGUUACCAUUCCCGAUGCCCAUGAAGAUCCCCCUCUCGAUUUGCUGCGACACCUGCUCCUAUUACAUCCGCCGCGGCAAAACCAUUCUCUCUCGCAAGGAGCAGGUCAUCGGCGAGGAUUGCAAGGGAAGUCCGAUCUACCGCUUCCGCUUCAACUGUACAAAGUGUUCUGCUCCCCUCAGCAUCAAGGCAGACCAUGUAAAUCUUGACCGCGUUGUUGAGUCUGGCGCUACCAGAAUGACUGAAGAAGAAGAGCGUCAGGUUGCAGUCAAGAAGAGACGACGGGUUCGGGUUCGGGUUCGGGUUAGGAAAGCUGCUGAAGAAGAAGUAGUGGGGGAUGCAAUGAAAUCUUCAGAGAACAAAAGAGAGAUUGCUGCGCUGGAUGAUGAGGAGGUUGCAGUGAAGAAAGGACGGAUUGGGGAAGCAGCUGAAGAGGUGGGGCUUGCACUGAAUUCUUUAGAGAACAGAACAUUUGACUCUAAAAGAGAGAUUGCUGCGCUGGAUGGGAUGAAAUCCAUGGAGACUGAUAACAAAAAAAUCAGAGCAGCUCCCUCUGAAGUUUCAUCCGUCCUUGCUGUGGGGUUGCAGUAGCAAAGAUGGUUGGAGAACUUUUUCAACAAAGAUGGUGGUCACUAGACAUUAAUGUUUAUGUAAAUCUUGCACGAUGUUAGUGGUGGUAUUAUGGAUAUGUAUUAUGGAACAAUGAAGUGUUUUGGAUGGUUUUGUAUUAAAUCUUGGGAGGGGUAUAGUAUUAUGUUAGGUAUUAUGAAUGGUUGUGUAUAUAAACUAUGGUUAUGUGUAAGUGUUAAGGAUGGUAAUGAAAUU